This is a messenger RNA of Parastagonospora nodorum SN15, 102 nucleotides long. RefSeq lists its product as hypothetical. The transcript has 2 exons. The coding region runs from base 1 to 102 and encodes 33 amino acids. The record is from RefSeq and is a predicted model, not a curated record. NCBI's taxonomy places the organism in Eukaryota, Fungi, Ascomycota, Dothideomycetes, Pleosporales, Phaeosphaeriaceae.
AUGUCACACCCUGGUCUUCCUUACUACAUGUUCACAACUACAACCAAAAGUUACCGGGUGCAACAGCAGGCACCCCCUCUGGUAGCCAUGGGCUAUACAUAA